This is a messenger RNA of Merops nubicus (carmine bee-eater), 1792 nucleotides long. RefSeq names its product HtrA serine peptidase 3 (gene HTRA3). The transcript has 8 exons. Gene Ontology annotation, biological process: proteolysis. Lineage: Eukaryota; Metazoa; Chordata; Aves; Coraciiformes; Meropidae. Gene Ontology annotation, molecular function: protein binding; serine-type endopeptidase activity. The record is from RefSeq and is a predicted model, not a curated record. The coding region runs from base 147 to 971 and encodes 274 amino acids.
UACAGUCCAGCAGCCCGAGAUACAAAUUCAAUUUCAUAGCAGAUGUGGUGGAAAAGAUUGCACCUGCAGUUGUGCACAUUGAACUUUUCCUCAGGCACCCUCUCUUUGGUCGAAAUGUCCCACUUUCCAGUGGAUCUGGAUUUAUUAUGUCUGAUUCUGGUUUAAUUGUGACCAAUGCCCAUGUGGUGUCAAGCACCAAUGCUAUUUCAGGGAGGCAACAGUUGAAAGUGCAGCUACAGAAUGGAGAUACCUAUGAAGCAACCAUCAAAGACAUUGACAAGAAAUCUGACAUUGCAACAAUAAAGAUUCAUCCCAAGAAAAAACUGCCAGUGUUGUUACUGGGACACUCAGCUGAUCUGAGGCCCGGAGAAUUUGUGGUGGCGAUUGGAAGUCCGUUUGCCCUCCAGAACACUGUGACAACAGGUAUUGUCAGCACUGCUCAGCGGGACGGCAAAGAACUCGGCCUGCGGGACUCGGACAUGGAUUACAUUCAGACAGAUGCUAUUAUCAAUUACGGCAACUCUGGAGGACCUCUAGUUAAUCUGGAUGGUGAGGUGAUUGGCAUUAACACCUUGAAGGUGACAGCUGGAAUUUCUUUUGCUAUUCCUUCUGACCGCAUCACUCAGUUUCUCACAGAGUCGCACGACAAGCAUAGUAAAGAUGGGAAGAAACGUUUCAUUGGCAUCAGGAUGCUGACAAUAACACCUGCCUUGGUGGAAGAACUGAAACACAGUAAUGCUGAUUUUCCUGAUGUCAGAAGUGGAAUUUAUGUGCAUGAAGUUGUUCCAAACUCACCUUCCCAUAGAGGAGGGAUCCAAGAUGGAGAUAUCAUUGUUAAAGUCAAUGGACGUCCUUUGAUGACUUCCAGUGACCUGCAGGAGGCUGUGAUGAAUGAAUCGCCUCUACUACUUGAAGUUCGAAGAGGAAAUGAUGACUUACUAUUUAACAUUGAGCCUGAAAUUGUCAUGUAAAUAGAAUUGAGGAAGCUCUCACCAUAAUUAAACUCACUUAUUCUGGAACACUAGAUACCUCCUUUACAGCUACAGUAAUUAUACUUCCUGUUGACUAAUGACAAGGUGGACUAACUUAAUUGCCUGAGCCAUUUCUGUACAUAGCAGCUAGAAUUAAUUCAGUUAUGCCAUUUAUAGAACAUGUAACUUCCAAAGAAAUUUAAGAACUGUGUUCUGGGGAGGGGGAGGAGCAAAACAAAUUUUGGAUAGCUGAUAAAAAUGAGGUCCACUUCCAGUUCCUGCAGGUUCAGAGCAAAUUCAGUUCUGCAGUUUGAAAGACCAAAAUACUGCUGGAAGUGAGGAAGCGUGCCAAAAGGGGAAAUUAUUCUUAAACUCCAGUCAUGGCUGCAGCAGAACCAAGCUAUUGCAAUGUACAGUUGAGCUUUUCUUUAUGUAACUUCUUCCAUGUGGAAAUAGUCUUGGCAAAGCUUGUAUUUGUUCUUAGUGCUUCUAUGCUACAUGUCAAUGCAGGUAGAUUAAAUCUGUAAAUAUUGAAAGGAGCAAAAAUGGUGUCAGGCUACAGAGUGUUACACCUAGGUCAUGCAAUUUUGGAAUAUAGUAAAUGAUUCUUAUAGAAUUAAUGUCUUAUUAUAUAUAAAUCACAACGAUGUGCUGAACAAAGUUAAGUUUGAGAAAGUGCACAAUUUCUAAAGAAUUUGAUACAAAUUAGUUUUGCAUAUUACUGGUAAGCUUUACUGUAAAAUUGUUAUACUACUUUUGGCUUGUAUUGUGUAUGUUUCUACUGUAAGGAGAUUAAAGUUUACACAAAUAAUGAGUUGGUG